This is a messenger RNA of Lactuca sativa (garden lettuce), 1173 nucleotides long. RefSeq lists its product as uncharacterized. NCBI's taxonomy places the organism in Eukaryota, Viridiplantae, Streptophyta, Magnoliopsida, Asterales, Asteraceae. The record is from RefSeq and is a predicted model, not a curated record.
AUGGUAUUUUGUUUCUGUUGUAAAGUGUUUAGAAAAGGGAUUUCAAAAGGUAAAUUGGAUGGUGAAGGUUAUGCAGAUUGGCACCGUGUUACCACUAGGGUUAAAGAACACGAAAUUUCAUUGGAUCAUCUUACAAAUAGGAAUAAGUGGUUUGAUAUGCGUAAAAUAUUGAACUUUAAUGAAACAACUGAUAAAGUGCAAUACGAGAAAUUCAAGAAAGAAAGAGAUUACUGGAAACAAGCCCUUUUGAGAAUCAUUGCAGUAGUGAAGUUUCUUGAUAAACAUAAUUUAGCAUUUCGUGGAUCCAAUGAAAAGUUGUAUCAAAAAGGUAACGGAAAUUUUUUGGGUGUCAUUGAAAUGUUGGAAGAGUUUGACCCAGUUAUCAAAGAGCCUACACAUCGGAUGACAAGUGAUAGGCUUCUUGUGCAUUAUCUUGGCCACUUAAUCCAAAGCGAACUAAUAUCUUUGCUAGCUCAAGAAAUUAAAAAAGAACUUAUCAAGAAGAUAAAGGAAACAAAUCGGUUUGAGAGUGUAAAGGCUAUUAAACUUCAACUUGUGGAUGUACGGGAAGAUUUACUUCUAGUUGGAGAAAAAGAUAAUGAUGUUGCAAUUAAGUUAAAAUCAAAGGAUAUGCAUCUUGAUUAUGCUAUUAGAGAAAUAAACAAAUUGACUGGGUACUUUAAGGAUUAUAGAGAAAGUGUUUUUUCUAAACUGAUUGUUGAAGCUAAAGACAUUGCUAUUGAAAUGGGUAUUGAUCUAAUAUUCCCACAAAAGCGUUUGAUUGAAAGGAAAAUAAGGUUUGAUGAGAGUUCAACUAGCGAAGAAGUUUCAUUUACACCUGAAGAGAAUUUUAGAGUCAAUUAUUUCUUAUUCAUUGUUGAUCAAGCUAUUUCUUCUCUUGAGACAAUAUUUGAACAAUUCAAAGAGUGUGACAAAGUAUUUGGUUUUUUAUUUUUACAUAAUUUGAGGGGAAUUGAAGAUAAAGAUCUUAAGUCGAAUUGUCAUCGUCUUGAAAAAACACUCAAGUUUGAAGAAAGAUCGGAUAUUAAUGUUGAGGAACUUAAUAUAGAGUUGAAAUUAUUUGAGAUAUUUGAAAUAGACGUGGCAAUGGGUCAACCUGGGUUGGGUUUGGGUUCAACCCAUUUAAUAACUGGGUUGAAAAUUUCAACCUAA